Molecule: messenger RNA, 808 nt
Organism: Filobasidium floriforme
Lineage: Eukaryota; Fungi; Basidiomycota; Tremellomycetes; Filobasidiales; Filobasidiaceae
Product: transcription elongation factor Elf1 like-domain-containing protein
Exons: 9
Coding region: 86-658 (190 amino acids)
Biological process (GO): transcription elongation by RNA polymerase II
Cellular component (GO): transcription elongation factor complex
Molecular function (GO): RNA polymerase II complex binding
Source: RefSeq, a predicted model, not a curated record
AUGCGUUUUUGCUGGUGGAGAUCCUAGAUCAAGGGGCAGUACAGUACACUUGGAACUACGUCGAACUACUCUGUUACUGUUACUCAUGUGCGUGGUAUCGUUCUCAUAUCGAACCGAACAGUACCCUUCCGCCAAGACUAUUAUCGUCACUCAGAAUUCCGAACCAUCUUCCAAAAUGGGCAAGAGAAAAUCCUCAAGUAAACCAAUGGCCAAGAAAGGGCCCGGAAAGAUCGGCCAAUCUUUCGACUGUGUCUACUGUGCUACAGACAAGUCGGUCAACAUGACCUUCUCGAAACCUAAUAACCGAUGGCACCUCCUGUGUGGAGCCUGUGACGCUACGUGGGAUAUGGACUGUGGACCAGGUCAAAAGCUAGAACCUAUUGAUGUGUACUAUGAGUGGAUUGACGCUGCGGAAGAAGUCAGGCAAGAAGAAGAAAAAGCCAGGCAGGCUCAGGCUGCACGACGCACGACCCAGAAAAAGACGACCGCAACGACCAGGACGCGAUCAGCCUCGCCCGAUCGGAAUCGGACACAACGAGGCCGAUCCAGGAGCGAAGAGAGGGAGAGGGAGCGGGAGGCUGCGCAGCGAUUACAGCGGGAUUUCGACGACGAUGAUGACGAUGAUGACGCCGAGGGCGAGGACGAUGAUGCUUAUUAGGAUUUGGCGUUUGACGCGGCCCGUGGUCGCUGUAUGAGCUUUGCCUUGGUUCCAAAUCUGUAUACUACCAAGAGCGCGGACCUCUGUGUCGAUCAUCGUGUCGCAUACUGUUGAAUGGCAUGAAUGACGAUGAUAUGUGUUGGCUGCUCA